UAUAGUCCGAGUCAUCUGUACCUUGGAGCCUGCACGGCGUUUCAAGGAUCAUUACGAUUGGGAUGAACCAAGUUGGAGACUGCAUUGAAAGUUGGAUUCGCUUCGAACCGACAAACCUUCCCCCAGCGAACCCAUACCUAAAUCGAACCAUGUUACAGUUUCUAAAGCUUGAUAUCCUCUGGGUUACAAAAGUCAAUCAAGUAGAGGAUCUUAUCGCUCGUUUAGCUCUGCCAGAUAUUACAGCCAUACAUUCCCCAGAAGCCAUGGCUCUUGAAAUGAGCAUGACUGCUGUUCUUCGGACAUUGACGCGUCAAUUUCCAUUGAUCUUUUCACCCAAGGAUAUUUCAAAAUUUGUAAGUAUCUUGAAGGAUGUCCCGUCCUUGGCGUACUCAUUAUGUCGUAUUUACGAUCGCUCUCAAAGCCCAGGGCAGAAACAGUGUAUGAGUAUGAGCUUUGAGAGGCUUUCGCUACAAUACCCUAGCAUUCCGCAAAAUAAUAGACAAAUGCUUGUGGAAUGUGGGCUCGAAUCCAAAAUCCUCAGGAUAAAAAAAUUUGGGAACAGAAGAGAAAAUAUUAUCAAGCAAACAACAACGAACACAAUCGCUCGAGAGACUAUGGGUGCCACGCUUCAGCACAACAACCAAAGCUGUAAUGCAGAACAGAAUAGGGAUGGGUUUCCUCGACCAAAAAAUGGAGAAAUAGAGCAGAUUGAGGAUGAUUUUGAGUUUGAAGCGAUAUUAAGCGAUGCAUGUUUAGAUGCUUCGAAAGAGUGGCCUUAUGAAGAGAAUACUCAAUCAUCAGAAAGCAUGCCACCUUCGGAUCUUACUUUUGAUAUUUUUUCCUCAGUCGAAGAAAGACUAUAGAGGACUAUCAUCACCUCGGUCGGCCAAUGAGCUUCUGUUGUCAUCUGACCCGAAAGACUAGAAUUUUUUAAAAUGUUCAAAUGAAUCAUGUGUGU
This is a messenger RNA of Lobosporangium transversale, 958 nucleotides long. RefSeq lists its product as hypothetical. Bases 63 to 863 code for a protein of 266 amino acids. The record is from RefSeq and is a predicted model, not a curated record. The transcript has 3 exons. NCBI's taxonomy places the organism in Eukaryota, Fungi, Mortierellomycota, Mortierellomycetes, Mortierellales, Mortierellaceae.